UCCAUUCGGCAACAAACUCUUCACUGGGAAUCAGAUUUGUGCGAGGGCUGAGACAGAUCAUGAUGCUGGCUGUUUUAUUUCUGUCAGGGACCCUGACAGCUGCUGCCGUGGAAGGGAAGAAGGCAGACGCUGGGAGCAAAUACAUGUCCGUCGUAUAUUCACCUCCAGAACCCAGGAUUGCUAUCUUUGGUGAGCUGGACGAGGAGACUAUUGCCGAUAUAAGUUGCACAGCCGUGUCACACGUCCCCACGUUCCAGCCCAUACUGGUGUGGAAUGUGCCCUGGGAGGCCAACUACAGUACAGAGGAACAUGGAGAUAAAACCUUCACAGCAACAAGCAUCAUGCAGGUCACUCUGAAAAAGGAGCACGACGGAUUAAACAUCACCUGCUUUUCCAGCUACCCUGUGAAGCCAGGGACAAAGAGCAAGACAGCAGAGCGCACUGUGAUGCUCAAUGUUUCAUACUCUCCCAGGGAUACUUCGGUGUCGGUCAGUCCCAGUUAUCCCGUGUCUGUGGACAGCUUGGUGACUCUAACUUGCACGUCCACAGCACGCCCUCAUGCCUAUUAUUUUGUGUGGUACAUGAUCAAUGCUGGCAGGCUGGAAAAAUUGGACAUUGACUCGGAGGUUAACAGCUUUCAUGCCACCGAGAAGAAACCAUCUGGUGGAGUCAGUGAUGUCCAAGUUGUAGUGAAGACCCUGGGGAUCGUAAUGCUCGUCAGCACCGUGUUGAUCUUUGAGUGGUGGUUAAGAACAAGAUUUUCCACCAAACCAGUGAAGAAAGUGAGGCUCAUGGCAGCACUGUGUGUGAAUACUGGGACAGACAACAUGUUACUCAUUGUCCUCUUUCUGUCAGGUGCUGUUUGUAACAAAGUAGGCCUGUCCAUUAAUGCAAGACAAAACCUGGAAGGACUGAGUGGCUCCUGUUUGCAAAUCCCAUGUCAAUUUAAUCCCAGCACAGAUGUCGAGGACAAAUUCAGCAACACAAGACCUGUUUCAGCAGUGUGGAUGAAAACGGACCCAAGAUUUAGCAAAUUUAAAGAAAAUGUCGUAUUUAAUACUAGUAAUGCAGUUAAUAGCUAUCCAAUGAAGAUUGUUGGAAACCUGAGUGAGAAAAAUUGUGACACUAUAUUUUACAAUUUGACUGUACAUUACAGAGACAAAUAUUUCUUUAGAAUUGAAAACAGGCCAUUCUUGGCAACGGCUACUGAUGAUCCUGUUCACAUAACAGUUAAAGAUUCACCUCCAGCCCCGAGAAUUAAUAUCUCAGGUGAGCUGAUGGAGGACAAGCUUCUCACCAUAACCUGCUCAGCCGCCACCCCCUGUCCACAGUCUCCCCCUGCACUGACGUGGAAUAGGCCAUGGAGGAACAACCCGGGAAAAAUAGAAAAUAAAGACAGAACCGUUACAACUACAAACCAGAUGAACAUCACUCUGUCAGAGGAGCACGAUGGAUUAAACAUCACCUGCUCUGCCAGCUACCCUGUGAACACAAGGACAGAGAACAGGACAGCAGAGCACACUGUGACGCUCCACGUUUCAUAUGCUCACAGCGUGCUGAUCUCUGUCCAACUGUCCUCAGACUCCCCUAAGGACACCAAAGUCACCAUUAGUCCUGGUGCUGCGGGGCCGCUGAGCCUGGGCACCUGGGUGAACAUGACCUGCUCCAGCAGAGCCAACCCUCCCGUCAAUCGUUUCACCUGGUUCAAGAGCAACGAAACUGGCAUCUUCUAUCUAUCUGAUGGUGAUUUUUACAGCUUCAAUGUGACCAGUGUUGACAGUGGAGGACUUUAUUACUGUGUGGCCACGAAUCAUGUUGGUAAUCAGACAUCACGACAGAUUCACUUGACUAUUGAAGGAUCAGAAACACCUGAGGGCCCUCAAAACCUUUACACAAUUCUCGGAGUGAUUACAGGGAUUAUUUUACUACUGUGCCUGGUGGCCUUUGCUUUGUGGUUGAAGUCAAUGAAUAAAACAGCACAGGCACAGAACCAAGUAGGUGAAGAACCAGUCAGCCAAGCUGAAGGAGAGGAAGACAUCCAUUAUGGAGAGAUCGACUUCUCCAAGCUGCAGCCCAAAGUGUCUGCUGACGGAGCGCAGGCCCAGGGAGAGCAGCAGGACACGGAGUAUGCAGAGGUCAAAGUGGCUCUGCAAGCAAACACCCCGACACAGACAGAUAAAGUCCCAGAGGACAUCUACGCUCAAGUGAAGAAGAGACACUGAGUGCACUAACAUGUGCAUUAUUAACACAUACUGUCAUUAUUAUUCUUAUUGAUAGGCAAUGAUUACAGUUCUUACUUUUCUCAGGUUGCAUGGGGCAUGAGCUCAGUUUCCAUGGUGACAUUCAACUGUGUAUUUUCGUAUUUACAGUGAUAUUCACAAUAGGCUGUGAACACACUCACUGUCGAUUUAUAUACUUGAAAUAUUGUUUUCUACUCAGAUUGCAGACAUGAAAUGAACAUGUCAUCAGUCAUGUGCCAUAUGUGUAGUAUAGUCAUAUAUUAUAUACAGGUGUGUAUCAUAGUAGUGCAGCAAUAAGUUUAAAUAGUUUUCUUUUUCUUUUUAUGUUUGUGGAUAGAAAUUGACACAUCCAGAAAUUGUUUUUGACCAAGCAUUGCUAGUUUAUUUAUGCAUCAUGAUUUCUCUUCAGCUUACAAUUAGGCUACUUGCACUGCAAAGGUGAAUAUAAAGAGCCAACACUGUGUCUGAAUUUCAGGUUAUUUAUUCAUUGCACAGUAAUAAAAAACUUGACA
Messenger RNA from Myripristis murdjan (pinecone soldierfish), 2752 nucleotides. RefSeq names its product sialic acid-binding Ig-like lectin 12. The record is from RefSeq and is a predicted model, not a curated record. The transcript has 14 exons. Bases 60 to 2222 code for a protein of 720 amino acids. NCBI's taxonomy places the organism in Eukaryota, Metazoa, Chordata, Actinopteri, Holocentriformes, Holocentridae.